GCUUUGCGCAAGUGCGGGCGUGCCUUCGUUAGGCUGCUGGGGUGGAGCUGAGAAAGCAUGGUGAAGGCUAUUUGUGUACUGACUGGCUACCUUCGUGCCUUUGGUGUCGUCCGCUUCGAAUUGAAUGAAGGUGGAUAUUUGACCAUAAAAGGAGAAUUUUCUGGACUGCCCCCAGGAAAGCAUGGACUCCACGUUCAUAGUUUUGGUGACAUAACGAACGAUUGGAUAAGUGCAGGACCUCUUUACAUUCCAACCAACAAAAUGCAAGGGAUGCAACAAGACAAGAGACAUGCAGGUGACCUGGGUAUUGUAAACACAAGUGAAGAUGGUUUAGCCAAGCUGGAUGUGGCGGUAUCCCAUUUCCAUCUGACAGGAAUUCAUUCUAUUAUUGGACGCACUCUGGUGUUGAUGGACCAAUUCAUAACUUUUACAAUGGAUAAUGCUCAUCCACAUCAUAGGGAUGGCCACUUUUAACACAGCGACUCUUACAGUGAAAACAUUAUUGACACAGUCCAAUUUACUUGUAUGUUUCUUUUCCAAAACACUACUCGCUUCUGAAUGGAAAAAAAAUCAUGCCCUGAAUGUGCUUCUUGUUUAUUUGUAAUAAUAAUUCAUCUUAAACCUUAAAUUCAGAGAAAACUCCCAUGCUUUUACCAUGCCAACACAGUUUGAAAGCAUGUGUCUGGACAAUUACCUGGGGAAAAUACCAUUAUCAUUUGCAGCAAUGGAUGAUGGCCCCGUCUGUAUGUUAUUCAGUUGGAAGAAAAAGUCAAAUAUUAAAUUACUGGAAUUUGGCUAGAUAUUCUAAUGUCUAAUUUCACUACUGAAAGCAUGGUCAUAUUUUUAAAAGCUUCACCAGAAUGAAGAUGACUCAGGCAAAGCUGAUAAGGAAGAAAGCAUUACAACAGGAAGUAAUGGAUCUGGUAUAGCCUGGGGAGUGAUUGGAAUUUGUCAGAGCAAUAUUUCAGAGGAAGUCUUAGAAGAAAACAAUUAAGCAAUAAAGCUGUCUGUAUUUGUGGACUAAGCUCUAUUUUGUCAUGAUACAUUGGUAAAUGUUCUUUGUUUAUGGAUGUGAAAAAAUAUUAUCCACAUUUAAGAAGUUUUCACAAAUUUGUUUUUCAGUUUUUAUUGCAUGUGAAUUUUUGGAUCCUACCAUAAACAUGCAGCUCUCCUUUAGGGUUUUUGUGAAAAUUCAUUCAAAUCAAAUGUCAACAGUCAAGUUCUAUUCUGCAGCACAUUUCUAUAUUGUAAACUCUGCUACAGUAUAGCUUUUAAAAUACUGAAUCAAUUAAUAUAUUUAACCACCUUUAAUGGUAUAAGUACCUUAUGAUAUAUGUUUUAAUUAUAUGUUAAUAUUGGGUAACAAUUCUAUAAAAUACAACAUUCAUUUUCUUGGGGUAGCCUGUGCCAAAAUGUAUUUCCUUGGUUCCACUGAUUAAUGAUUAAAAAUAAACAUUCUGCUACUUUUCAUACAAGUUAUAUUAGUUUUUACAAGUCUGGGACAUUUUACCACAUUAAAUGUAUGAUAUUAAUACAUGUUGUUUGAUGCGUUAAAGGGACUUGUUCUGAUGUCUUAAGUAACACGUUGAUUUACUGAGACUUGAUUCCGAAUCAUUAUCAUUAACAUCUUUUGUUAUCUCUAUUCAGUCUGACUUCCUUCACCAAGCUGGCACAUUGAGCCCAUAAGCAGCAUUGGAUCAUAGUCAUUAACAGUACCAGUCCUUAUAAAUUGAAACUAACCUCAACUUCCUUUCAUCAUGUUUUGAUGUUGAUGUGCAGGAUGAUGCCAUGAGUAUCAAUUAUAUCCUUAACUAUCUCAUGCAAUGUGACAUCCAUAUAUAAAGAACACCAGAUAUUUGGGAAGAACAGCAUUUUAUAAUUUUUCCUCAAAAAAAAUCUCUAAAGUCACAACAGUAGCUUUCCCUUUUAAGCAUGUCAGCAAGUUAUUUCUUGAGGGGACUUAUUCUCAAACCACCAGAUGUAAAUUUAGCAGUCAUUUUGUUCCCAGUGUAGGUCUCAUUCAAAUCGGCAAGAAACCAAUUAUUGUUUGCUAUGAUGCAAAAAAUAACAUGAUUUUAAAAUGUAAUAUUGAUAUCCAGCAUCAAGGAUAGUCUAGCAUUUGGAAUUUAAUAGUUUUUCCCUGUUGGCUAAACUGUUCUUCCCAAAUAACUGGUGUUCAUUAUAUCUGGAGGUGGCAUUGCUUGAGAUAGUUCAGACAUAACCUCAUGUUAUCAUCUGAUACAUAAUGGAAGGAAGGUGAGGCAAGUGUCAAUUGAUAGGGACUGGUACUGUUAGUGGCUGUGCUGGUCCUAUGCUGAUUAUGACCUCAACAUGCAUUUUGCUGAUGGCAUAGCCUCUUAUCAAGCUUUCUGAUGGCCUAGACUCUGAAGAUGAGAUCAUGAUUAUUACCAGUACUAGCUGCAGACAUAUUUCAUAGCAUUUUGAUGAGUGCAAUCAAUAAAUCAGUAAAAUGAUCACCUGCUACUCACUAGAGCUAAGAAGAAUGAGAGGAGAUCUACUGAUUAUCUAAACAGUUUGGAUAUGGGUAGGAUGUUUCUGCAGGUGUUGAAUUACCAUUAGACAAACAUGUAAACCCAAAGUAGUCUUGUAUUAGUCAUGGCUCAGCUACUUUAAUUUAAAUAUUUAUAAUUAGCCUUACUCUAGGUCUUGAGCAUAUAAAUCUAGAUUGACAAUCCUGUGCAGCACUGAGAGAAUUGUGAUUUUGUCCUCUGAGUUAAACUAAAGAGUUCCUAUCUUUUUUCUAGUUGAUGUAAAUAAAUUAAAAGCACCAUUAUAACAUU
This is a messenger RNA of Pristis pectinata (smalltooth sawfish), 2801 nucleotides long. RefSeq names its product superoxide dismutase [Cu-Zn]-like. Gene Ontology annotation, biological process: removal of superoxide radicals. Bases 58 to 474 code for a protein of 138 amino acids. The transcript is spliced from 5 exons. Gene Ontology annotation, molecular function: copper ion binding; superoxide dismutase activity. The record is from RefSeq and is a predicted model, not a curated record. NCBI's taxonomy places the organism in Eukaryota, Metazoa, Chordata, Chondrichthyes, Rhinopristiformes, Pristidae.